GGAGACUUUAUGAAUUUCCUCAAAGCUUGCUACUCUCGCCUUUGAGUUUUCCCUCCCUGCUGCGACGGGCGCAUUUGGGAGGAGCUCACUCUCUCUCCCUGAGUUCCUCGAAAGCCUCUCCUCCUGCAUCAUUCUUUACGGUCUGUUCUUCACGAGAGAUAGAGAGAGAAUGGAGGAGACGAUGGAGAGGAGCCCCAAGGGGAGGGCGACCCCUAAGUUCAGCGUGUAUGAGAACCCGGUGCUAUCGGCAGCCCUGACGGCGAGGAGCGUCCGCCCUUCCACUACAACCCUUCUCCUUUUCCUCUUCGCCCUCCUAGCCGCCGCUUCCGCCAUCAUCUCCCUCGCUUCCAGGGAAGAGAUGUUUGUGGAGUACUUGAAGUCCAUUCAUGUAUCACAGAGUACAGCUGGAUUUUUUACUAAGGUAACGAAAAUAGUUCUGUUGUUCAUUUUGCUGGGAGCUGUAUCCGCUUUUAUUCAAGCAUUUUCUUUACAAAGAUCAAGGAACGUUGGUUUGUCAUCACCAUUGCAUUCUUCUCAAGUCACAAAAGGGCAUGGCGAGCUAACCAAGCAUCAGCAAGAGCUUCUUGGAUUAAAGACAAAGUCAGCUACAAAAGUGGACUCUGACUUUCUGGAUCACAUUAGUGCACAUCAGAAAUCGAAGGCAACACAGCCUCCGACAACAUCACCAGCUAAUGUACUUGUUCCUGUUCAUACUCCAGUCACAAACCUAACAUAUUCAUCAAGAGUUGUGACUGGCAAACGUAGUGAUGGAAAGACAGUUUCUCACACUCCUAGUGGAAGGUUGCCUUCUGCUUCUCUUUCUCCAAAUCUUGUUACUGCAUCUAGAUCUCAAGGAUCGAGCCAUGGCACACGCUCUCUGGAUAGGCCGUAUACGACUCCUAGGUUAAAGCAAAGGUCAGCUUUCUCUAAAGAAAUCUCAAGUGAAGAGAUGCUUGAAAACUUUUUAGCAGAUUUAGAUGAGAAAUUUUUGGAAUCUGCUACAAAAUCUACCACACCGAGCCAAAGUCUUAUGACUCCUCCUCCCACUCUUCAUGGUGUGGGGGUGGCUGGUCAUAGCCCUAUCACUAGUUCAGUUUCUGGGACUACGAGGAGCACACCAUUGAGGCCUGUGAGGGCAUCUCCAAGUUCACAGAAGUACAGCACAACACCAAAAAAAGGUGAGGGUGAUCUUCCUCCUCCGAUGACACUGGAACAGUCUAUUGAAGCCUUCGGUCACCUGGGUGUUUAUCCUCAUAUUGAGCAGUGGAGGGACCGUCUCAGGCAAUGGUUUUCUGCUGUUUUAUUGAAACCACUUCUGGAAAAAAUCGAAGCAAGUCAUGUUCAGGUCAUGCAGACAGCUGCUAAAGUUGGCAUUUCUAUCUCCAUAAAUCAAGUUGGAAGUGCUUUACCAUAUGAAGCAGCUUCCAGUAAUGCACCUCCUGUUGACGGGGCAAACGAAUGGCAGUCCACUUAUAUGCUUGAUGAAGAUGGGAUUCUUCACCAGCUACGCGCAACUCUUCUGCAAGCGCGUGAUGGCUCUGCCUCUCAUUUUUCUAUCAUUGGUUUACAACAUCCACAACAGAGCCCUUUCCUACCUGUUAUCCAAGAAUGUGUAGAUGCAAUCACUGAACACCAGAGGCUUCAUGCACUAUUGAAGGGAGAGUUAGUGAAGGGUUUGCUACCUCAAAGUAGUGUUCGAGCUGACUACACAGUACAAAGGAUUAGAGAACUAGCUGAAGGCACUUGUUUGAAAAAUUAUGAAUAUCUUGGCAGUGGAGAAGUUUAUGACAAGGUGAAUAAGAAAUGGACUCUCGAGCUUCCUAUAGAUUCUCACCUUCUUUUGUAUUUGUUCUGUGCAUUUAUGGAACACCCUAAGUGGAUGUUGCAUGUAGAUCCGACCUCUUAUGCUAGCAUCCAAUCUAGCAAGAAUCCCUUGUACUUAGGGGUCUUACCGCCAAAAGAAAGAUUGCCAGAAAAAUAUGUGGCUGUUUUGUCUUCUGUCCCUUCUGUUAUCCAUCCAGGUGCAUGCAUUUUGGUGGUUGGAAAGCAGAGUCCCCCAGUCUUUGCCUUGUAUUGGGACAAGAAACUACAGUUCUCCAUACAGGGUCGCACUGCACUUUGGGAUGCUAUCUUACUUCUCUGUCAUAGGAUCAAGGUUGGGUAUGGAAGUGUAGUGCGAGGGGUGCAUCUUGGUUCAUCAGCACUAAACAUCCUUCCCAUAUUGGAUUUGGAGGCUGAUGACUAGGUUGCCUAUUUGGCAUCUUUAUUUCUCUCCCUGUCUUCUUUACACUUAGCUCUUGUUUUGGCAAGCUAGAAGGAUUCCUGCAGUCAUGGUUCUUGGAUGGAAUCUUCACAACAUGCACAUCUUCAGGUAUGAUGAUGGACAGUUUUCUGAGGCAAUGGAGGCCAAGGAAGGUGAUAGAAAGGCAUCACAUGAUUGUAAUGUAUUUUUGUGUUCACAAAUUGUUGUGUUGUACAUGGUCGGUUACUGUUUAAUUGUGAAUUUUUUUUGAGGCUUUGUGUGAAUUCAGCUUCCAGCAUGUUUUCAGGUUCGGAACUGCUGAAAAUUGCUUGGAAAAAGUAAUAGGUAUUUAGCCUUUCUUUCUCU
Molecule: messenger RNA, 2608 nt
Organism: Nymphaea colorata (pocket water lily)
Lineage: Eukaryota; Viridiplantae; Streptophyta; Magnoliopsida; Nymphaeales; Nymphaeaceae
Exons: 8
Coding region: 170-2245 (691 amino acids)
Cellular component (GO): membrane
Source: RefSeq, a predicted model, not a curated record